Molecule: messenger RNA, 2564 nt
Organism: Athalia rosae (coleseed sawfly)
Lineage: Eukaryota; Metazoa; Arthropoda; Insecta; Hymenoptera; Athaliidae
Product: STAM-binding protein
Exons: 10
Coding region: 710-1972 (420 amino acids)
Biological process (GO): protein K63-linked deubiquitination
Cellular component (GO): membrane; endosome
Molecular function (GO): metal-dependent deubiquitinase activity; K63-linked deubiquitinase activity; protein binding
Source: RefSeq, a predicted model, not a curated record
UUGGUGGUAACGAAUAGAGAGAAAGAGAGCACAUGUUCCUCUACCCAUUACAUAGUCAGGAACUAUAUCCUCAAAUUCCCAAGGAACACUGGUCACAGACUUGAGCAGUGGAUUCCCUCUCUGGAAAUUAAUACCUUGUUUUAGUUUUGACAACAUCCUAAAUACAAACUACUUUUGACUCCAACGAAUGAUGUUGAAUUUGAAAAGCAAUUAACGCACCUGUUUUGGGCUGACAAGAAUGGCAUUCAGAUUUGGAGCUCCUUUGGCCUUUAAUGGACCUGCAGCGUUCUGUUGAGCUGAAUCCAUGCUAGCUGAUUCCAAUGGUUUUACUUUACUGGAAGCUGCUUGUCAGAAAAAGCAAAAUGAUGACUAGGCUACUUUUCACACAUAAUGGUCACAGAGAUGUUCUACAAAUAAACUGCAAUCGAAUCUUCAUAGAAAUCUUAUCAAGAAAACCUUUAAAAAUUGCACUGGUCAAGUUCAUGUUCAGGCUUGAACAUAUUUGAAAAUCAGUUGAUCCGAUCAGAAGAGAGAAAUUUCACGAUGAGAAGUCCAAUCACAGAUAACAAUCAUGUUCCGAGCUCGAGAUUAAUCUCGGAAGAUACUAUAUUGACAACUGAGGUCAGGCAAUGAUUCAUUUUCUAUUCAAGUACGGAAUAGAAAACUCAAAUGGCUGGAAACUAGAAAGUAAACAUUGUCAGCUGACUCAAUGCCCAAAAAGAUUCCAGAAAUGCGAUUGUUCCAAGAAUUUCAAAGUAGAUUCUGGCAGUUCUGCCCAGCUAUGGACCGUAGCAAAGAUAAGGAGAAAGAAGAUGAGAAAGUAGACUACAAGCCAGUAAAAUACACCUCUCUCAAAGAAAUGGGAUUAAUCGACCCAGAUGAACGGCUAAAAGCCCUAGCAGACUAUGGAACCGCAAUAGACAUAGAUCACAAUAUACCACCCCGGAGGUACUACCGUUCUGGAGUUGAAAUGGUUAGGAUGGCAAACGUAUAUAUGGAAGAAGGCAGCUUGGAAAAUGCCUACAUUUUAUACAUGAAAUUCAUGACAAUAUUCUUAGAAAGAAUAAACAAACAUCCGCAAUACAACACGGUAUCACUGAAAGAUAGGGCAAUGAACCAACAAAAAUUACGAGAGAUUCUCCCAAAAGCUGAAUCGCUGAAAAGUCAACUACUCGCCCAGUAUAAAACUGAGCAGGCUAGAUAUUUGGCAGAUGCAAAGAAACGAGAAAAGAUUGAACUCGAACGACUGAAACAAGAGGAAGAGCAGAGGCUGAAGGAUGAGGAGAAUAUGAGGAAUAAGUCAGCAGUAAGGGCAGCGGCAAGAAAUGCUAAUGUUAUCCCAAGUGCAGAUUCAUCUGCGUCAAACUCUGACAUCAAAAAAUCUGUGACAGAUAUUAGACCUAUCUCUCCAAUAAGAGAUCGGAAACCUGACAAAACUAAUAUCAGAGAAACACCAGAGAUAGAUCGUUCGACUAAACCACAACUACUGGAUGGACAUGAAUUGAGGGAUGUAGUGCUGCCCAACAAAACAAUGACUGAUUUUUUGUUGUUGGCCUUUCGCAACACAACACAAAACAAGGAAACUUGCGGCGUACUAGCAGGCAGACUGGAACGCAACAAGCUGCUCGUCACGCAUCUGUUGGUCCCUCAACAAACGGGUUCUCCGGAUUCAUGCACAACGCAUAACGAGGAAGACUUAUUCGACUAUCAGGACCAACACAAUCUGAUUACCCUUGGAUGGAUUCAUACUCAUCCUACACAGACAGCUUUUUUAUCCAGCGUAGACCUUCAUACUCACUGUGCCUAUCAAUUGAUGAUGCCCGAAGCCAUAGCUGUCGUGUGUGCCCCAAAGUAUCAAGACACCGGAUUCUACACCUUGACACCAGAUUACGGACUAGAUUUUAUAGCCAAUUGCAGAACGUCGGGUUUUCAUCCACAUCCGACACAACCACCUCUAUACACGGUAUCUUAAAUUGAAUUUAGCAGAUUCUAUGCAUACGCUAUGUGAACGGCCAACCAUUGUAAACUGGAUUCCACCACAGCCAUACAAAUAGUAGAUUUGCGGAAAUAGAAGUGUGUGUUUGAUACUCUGCCUCUGAUCAGCUAACUCGACUUGAUUUGGCGCUGGCUCGAGUAGAUUGAAUCAUGUGAACGCAAUCUAAACACUUUAAUUUGGUAUAAAAAAAAGGCUAGAUAAUUCCAUUUAAGCAAACUAUAACCAUGGACCACUCCAAUAUCACUGAAUAGCACAUGUGAACUGCUGUUGUAAGAUAGUAUCAAUUUACAAUCACGUAUAAAUUGUUUACCCCACCUAAUUAUCCCAAAACUUAUGCGAAUUAAUCUGAAACAUGUCAGCAUUCGAAAUUCAAAUAUUUUAUCAGCUCACUUGGAAAAUAAUCGAAUAGUUGAUGCAACCAAAUUCAGAAUAGGAACCUCAAUCAAAUGUGUUAUUACUUUGAAUAAUUGCAUUAUUGAGAAUGUGAUCAUAUCGUGUGAUCAUAUGUGUGAAAAAAUUGUUAAAAUAAAAAAAAAAUAAAAAAAAUACUCGGGAACCCGAAAACUGA